CAAUAACACCAACACAGUGACGGCAGUUAUCACGCAAAACAAAGAGGAGGCAUAAAGAGUGAAAAAUUGAAGUUCAGAGGCAGUCGUUUCAGAGCCAUUUCAUAGAAAACAACUAUUUGGUAAAGGCUAAAGCUGAUAUAUAUUUUUGUAAGCAAUUUCAAUUGACGUGAUAUUUACGGCGCAUUUUUGUCUGAAUAAAAUUAAAACAAGAGCGAAACAAGAUGUCGGAAGUACAUUUUGAUGAGUAUGAAAAAUAUAAUUUCGAAUUCGACAAACACAUCUACUCGGGCCACUCAGGCAAGCAACGAUCCAAGAAGGAAGCUAGCGAGCACACUAACCAUUUCGAUCCCAAUGGCCACUCCCGGAAGAUUAUGACCAAACUGCGAAACACGGAACAGAAUAAGAAGGACAAGCCAAAGAAUUAACGGAAAAGGAAGACGUCAUUGAAUUAUUAGCAGCAAUACAAAACGCAAACGAUUGAGUAUGGAAAAAAUGAAGGUGUUCUGGCUAUACUUUAAAUGGUACCCGAGGUGAUUUCGCCAUAUUUAUAUUUAUCGAGAAGAAAUGAAUCGACUUGUUAUAAACCUUCUGAGCAAAUGGAGAUGUGGUUCUAUUGGAAACAAUAUCAUGCGAACUGGUAGAACUAUUCUCUCUGCUCUUAAGUAGAGGUAUCCUGGGCGAGGUGUAAAUUUAUAGACGGCUUUAUCAAGAUUCGUGGCCAUGAAGCAUUCAUCAACAUGUUUAAUUGUUGUACUUGAACAAAGACACAUCAACAGAACCUAGAAACUGAUGUUCUGAUGAGCACUGAUCUUGAAGCCGCUUUAAAUCCACAUCAUUCGUCGUAACUUUCAAAUCGAUUGAUCAAAUACAAUGGAUUAUGAUUUUAA
This is a messenger RNA of Toxorhynchites rutilus septentrionalis, 887 nucleotides long. RefSeq names its product nuclear protein 1. Gene Ontology annotation, cellular component: nucleus. The transcript is spliced from 2 exons. The record is from RefSeq and is a predicted model, not a curated record. NCBI's taxonomy places the organism in Eukaryota, Metazoa, Arthropoda, Insecta, Diptera, Culicidae. The coding region runs from base 222 to 425 and encodes 67 amino acids. Gene Ontology annotation, biological process: regulation of transcription by RNA polymerase II; negative regulation of cell population proliferation; negative regulation of cell cycle.